This is a messenger RNA of Haliotis rubra (blacklip abalone), 2950 nucleotides long. Its product is annotated as G patch domain-containing protein 1-like. Gene Ontology annotation, molecular function: RNA binding. NCBI's taxonomy places the organism in Eukaryota, Metazoa, Mollusca, Gastropoda, Lepetellida, Haliotidae. The record is from RefSeq and is a predicted model, not a curated record. Gene Ontology annotation, biological process: mRNA processing. Gene Ontology annotation, cellular component: nucleus.
UUUAAAAAUGGAUGCGCCCAUGGAUUCGGACGAAGAAGAUUCGUUUGUCACUCUUGGGACUCCCCUGGAAAUUUACGAAGAUGAUGAAGCCAGAAAGAAACCAGUGUCUGUCAGUGAUCUCCCUGCCAAGGAUAGCCGUGGCCGCCCAAGGUUUCAUGGAGCUUUCACGGGCGGUUUCUCUGCAGGCUUUUUCAACACAGUGGGCUCAAAGGAAGGUUUCCGUCCAUCCAGCUUUUUGUCUUCAAGGUCCUCCAAGGAGGAGAUGGUUGCUCAGAGGCCAGAAGACUUCAUGGAUGAUGAGGACUUUGGUGAACAUGGCAUUGCCCCUAGGAAAUUGGCAACAAGCUCAACAUACACAUCUGAGGAACGAGGACAGAAGCGGAAGGUGAUGACAGCUGCUGCUCUGGCUGGUUCCUCCGUUAUCCCGGGAGUGGCAGAUGCACUCACUGACCUCAUCAUACCAGACAGUAUACCCAUUGGAGUGAGCCUGCUGAGGAAAAUGGGCUGGAAGGAAGGGCAAGGUGUUGGGCCCAGAGCCAGGAAGAAGACGAAGAAGAAGAAGAGGAACAGUGAACUGAAGAAAGCUUCAAGUGUUAAAGUGUAUGGCUGUGCUCUGCCCCAGUCUAGUAGCAGUGUGGAGGAAUCAGAUGACGAGGCUUUACAGAACGUCACAUUUGCCCCAAAGGACAGGAACCCUGUGUCCUUAAAGGCAAAAGACAAUGUUCAUGGCUUGGGCUACAGCGGCCUUAACCCAAGGAAUGCCCUACCUUCAGGUCACAUAAACCUGUUUUCCCCUCCUCCCGUGAAAGGCAAAGGACGCAGAGGCAUCCAAGGCCAUGCAUUUGGAGUUGGUGCUCUGGAAGAUGAUGAUGAAGAUAUCUAUGCAACUGACCACAUGUCUAAUUAUGACAUGACUAUGGGUUCUGAGGAAAAAGAUGACAAGUUUGGUUGGACUGCCCCAGGACAUCGUGAGAAAGGAAAACAGCAAGUCCCAGUUGGAUAUGUUGGGAAGCUCCUUGAAGGGUUUAACAUAUCCUCCAAAUCUCUGAAGCCAAAGAAGGUUUUUAAGCACCCACCUUUGCCUCCUGGAUUCCGCCUUGUACAUAAGUUCCUUAAGCCUUGUGCCUCAGCAUCUGCUCCAGGCAGCACAGACAAACACAAUGCUGUCAGUCGUGGGCUUGUAUUAGGAGAGACACCCAUAUUUAAAUCAGUAUUUGAUUUGAUACCAAAAGAUGAGCAGAAAAAGUUGGAGAUGGCCAAGGAUACCCCUCUCCCUGGCCCUCUCUCACCCACAGCAAUCAUCCAGGGAACUCCUGGACACAAGCCGCAGUCAGACUCCCAGCCAGACCGUGAACACGCUGUACAUGAGGUAGCACCAGGGCCAACACAAGCACUGAAUAAGGGUAGUCUCACAUUCCAGCCUUUUGCCAGGAACCAGGACAAACAGAGGAGGUAUGAUAAGUACCUCAGCAACUUCAGACAAGGAAAUAAAGACCCAUUUGAGGAGGUUGGGGAGGGCAGCAUGACAGAGUGGGAGAUGGAGAGAGAGAAAGAGGAGUUUGCCAGGGCCGCAAAAUUGUACAAGCCCCUGUCCACUAUGAUGGCAACACGCUUCACCACAGCCAAGUAUGCUGAUGACCUGGAUACAGUUGAGAUGCCUGUCGACCCUCAGGUGGAACAGAGUGACCAAGCCAAGGCUGUGGAAAUGAAGAUGUUCGGAAAACUGACACGGGAGCAGUUGGAAUGGCACCCAGACAAACUUCUGUGUCAACGCUUCAAUGUCCCUCACCCAUAUCCAGGCUCAACCAUGACAGGCCUCACAUGUGUAAAGAGAGACAAGUACUCAGUGUUCAACUUCCUGGAGUUCUCUGGUACCCAUGCAGCUGACACAGAACAGCACUCUUCAGUCCAGGAACCUGUAAAAGCUAUUGAAAGUAAAGAGUCAUCCUGCAAACAGACCACACGUGAAAGUGCAUCUCAGAAACAUGACAUGAAGUCUGGUACGACUGGCCACAAGUCUAGUGUAAGGCCAGCAUUCAGUUCCAUCUUCAGUGUGCUAUAUGAAGAUGAUGACAAGAAGCAGAAGGUCAAGCAAUCACACAUGGAACAGGAGAGGGUCACGGAAAGUGUAGGACACCAAAGAGAGGAGGAGAGAGGAGACACAGUUGCACAACCUGCAACUACUGCGGGAGAUGUUGCCAAGGACAGUGAUGCACCAACCUUGGAUCUCUUCAGAGCUAUUUUCAAAAACUCGGAUUCAGAGGACAGCUCAUCUGAGUCAGAACAAGAGCAAAGUGAAACACUAUCCGAGCCAGUUGCCACAAAGGAGUCAUCAAGUGAAGUGAAUGCAGAGAUACAUAGUGGAGAUGGCAAAUUGCCAGUUACACAGGACACAAGUAGUCAUACUCCACACUACCUCCCUGGUGCACCAGUUGCCAUAGAGACAGUGCAACAGCGUCUUUCACCAGUAGUGCCUGAAACACCACAGUCAGAGGAUGAGAUGGCAUAUGGUCCUGCUCUUCCUCCUCCUCCAGGCUGUGGGAGAUCUGUAUCAGCCACCGCAUCCUCUUCCUCCCAGCCAGGGGCCGGCCUGACACACACAGCUCAUCGGCAACACAGGCAUAAACACAAAGACAGGAGUAGCAAGAAGCACAAGAAAGAAAAAAAGGCCAAGAAUAAGAAGAGUAAAUACAAAAAGGAAAAGAAGAAGAGGAGGAGGAAGAAGAGAACCGAGAGGAACCAGAGCUCCAGUGAGGAUAGUAACACCUCAAGCUCUGAGAGUGAUACAGCUGGAACAUCAGACCACCAAAUCUUGGAGAGACUGAAGUCUGUCGGAGGAGGAGGAGGUAGACUAAAAGCAGCAGACUUCAUGUAGCCCAGUGCUUACGGACUUUGAAUGUCAUGUGAAACUCAUUGAAUAAAUUAAUUAUGUUUUUAUGCUUGCUCUUAA